Molecule: messenger RNA, 2057 nt
Organism: Oncorhynchus masou masou (cherry salmon)
Lineage: Eukaryota; Metazoa; Chordata; Actinopteri; Salmoniformes; Salmonidae
Product: ATP-binding cassette sub-family C member 12-like
Exons: 13
Coding region: 276-2057 (593 amino acids)
Biological process (GO): transmembrane transport
Cellular component (GO): membrane
Molecular function (GO): ATP hydrolysis activity; ABC-type transporter activity; ATP binding
Source: RefSeq, a predicted model, not a curated record
CAAUCCCUGAAGGUAGCAGGAAUAUAUGAGAAGGAGAGAGAGAGAGAGAGAGAGAGAGAGAGAGAGACAGAGAGACAGAGAGACAGAGAGACAGAGAGACAGAGAGACAGAGAGACAGAGAGAGAGAGAGAGAGACAGAGAGAGAGAGAGAGAGCGAGACAGAGGGACAGAGAGAGAGACAGAGAGAACAACUCUUCAGAGGGCUCAGUCAGGUUGUACGGAGCACGAACUGCUUCCAAAAAGGGUUGUUUCUACACGGACACGUUUGGGACACAAUGAAUGUUUACCAAACAUCAGAGAAGGAGAGCAUCUCAGGGCUGUCUUACAGGAAAAGAAGUGAUAGUGUUCUAUGGAAUUGUGAAUGUAAUGCCACCAUGGAGAUGAAUCCAGAGGCCCUACCUUCCCUGAACUACAGGGAAGAGGACCCCCCUCCCAACAAACACCUCAAGUACCACACCAGCCUGCAGAACAUGAUCCCAUUCCGCUUCUCAAACAAGUCCAACCCCAUGGACGACGCGGGCUUCUUCUCCUUCACCUCGUUUGCCUGGAUGACUCCCAUGAUGUGGAGCCUGUUCAGGAACCAACUGGACAGGACCUCCCUGUCUCUGUCUUCUCAUGAUGGGGCCGAAACCAAUGGGAAGAGGUUUGAGAGGCUUUGGGAGGAAGAGGUAGCUCAGGUGGGACUAGAGAAAGCUUCUUUAGGCAGAGUCUUCAUGCGCUUCCAAAGGACCCGAUCACUGGUGGCCUUCCUCAUCACCAUCUUCUUCACGCUCUCUGUGUUUAUCGGACCGGCGGUUCUGGUGUAUGAGAUCCUGAAAUAUGCAGAAGCCCCUGGGACGUCUACUCUGCUCCACGGUGUGGGUCUGUGUGUGGCUCUGUUCAUCUCAGAGUUCUCGAAGGCCUUCUUUGCCUCUCUACUGUGGGCGGUGAACCUGAGGACGGCCAUCAGGGUGAAGAGUGCUUUCUCUGUCGUCGCCUUCCAGAAGAUCAUCUCUCUCAGAUCCGUCAGCAACCUCUCUGUGGGAGAGAUGAUCAACGUGCUGACCAGUGAUGGCUACCGGAUGUUUGAGGCUGUGCUGUUUGGUACCUUCCUGCUAUGUAUCCCUGUGCUACUGAUCGCCUGUAUGAUCUACGCCUGCUACACCCUAGGAUACACGGCCCUCAUAGGAGUCUCUGUCUACCUCGUCUUCAUCCCCAUACAGUUUUUCAUGGCCAGACUGAUCCAAGUGUUCAGGAGGAAAGCGGUGAGCGUCACAGACACCCGUGUCCGCACCAUGAACGAGGUUCUCACCUGCAUCAAACUCAUCAAGAUGUACGCCUGGGAAACCUCCUUCGAAGAGAAAAUCACCGACAUCAGGAAGAAUGAGAAGCAGCUGCUGGAGAUGGCUGGCUACAUCCAGAGUAUCAACUCCUCCAUCACAACCAUCAUCCCCACCCUGGCAACCAUCCUCACCUUCGUUGUCCACACCAUGCUGGGCCUGCCCCUCAGCUCCUCGGAAGCUUUUACCACAAUCGCCAUCUUUAACUCCAUGCGGUUCUCCCUGGGUUUGCUGCCGUUCUCUGUCAAAGCCAUAGCCGAGGGACUGGUAUCGCUAGCCCGGCUAAAGAAACUGCUGAUGACACAGAACCCAGACUCGUACCUGGUCCAGAGACACGGGUCCUCCUCGGCCCUGGUCAUGGAGAAGGCAACAUUCACCUGGGCCAGGCCUGAAGGACAGACAACCACUACGGCACCAGGCACCACAGCCUCUCUGAACGGAGGGAAGGUGGAACCACAGGGCCAGAACGGGACUCACACACCAGGCAAGACCGAGGCCAAGCCCACCCUGAGAAACAUCUCCUUCAACCUGCCUAAGGGAAACCUGCUUGGUAUCUGUGGCAACGUGGGAAGCGGGAAGACAUCGCUGAUAUCGAGCAUCUUAGAACAGAUGCACCUGCAGCAUGGUUCAGUCACAGCAGACGGAGAGUUUGCCUACGUUUCCCAGCAGGCCUGGAUCUUCCACGGUACGGUCCAAGACAAUAUCUUGAUGGGGGAACCCUUCAACCAGACCAGGUAA